AUGCGAAAUUAUCUUAAAGAACGAGGGGAUCAAACAGUGCUUAUUCUUCAUGCAAAGGUUGCACAGAAGUCAUAUGGAAAUGAAAAAAGGUUUUUCUGCCCUCCUCCUUGCGUAUAUCUUAUGGGUAGUGGAUGGAAGAAAAAAAAAGAACAAAUGGAGCGUGAUGGUUGUUCUGAACAAGAAUCUCAACCAUGUGCAUUUAUUGGAAUAGGAAAUAGUGAGCAAGAAAUGCAGCAGCUGAACUUGGAAGGGAAGAACUAUUGCACGGCCAAAACAUUGUACAUAUCUGAUUCCGACAAGCGCAAACACUUCAUGUUGUCUGUGAAGAUGUUCUAUGGCAACAGUGAUGACAUCGGUGUGUUCCUCAGCAAGCGGAUCAAAGUCAUCUCCAAACCUUCCAAAAAGAAGCAGUCACUGAAAAAUGCUGACUUGUGCAUUGCAUCAGGAACAAAGGUGGCUCUGUUCAAUCGACUUCGAUCCCAAACCGUUAGCACCAGAUACUUGCAUGUAGAAGGUGGGAAUUUCCACGCCAGCUCGCAGCAGUGGGGAGCAUUUUACAUUCACCUCUUGGAUGACGAUGAAUCAGAAGGAGAGGAAUUCACAGUGCGCGAUGGUUACAUCCACUACGGGCAGACGGUCAAGCUUGUGUGUUCCGUUACCGGCAUGGCACUCCCGAGAUUGAUAAUUAGGAAAGUUGACAAACAGACCGCCUUAUUGGAUGCAGAUGAUCCUGUCUCACAACUCCAUAAAUGUGCAUUUUACCUUAAGGAUACAGAAAGAAUGUACUUGUGCCUUUCUCAAGAAAGAAUAAUUCAGUUUCAGGCCACUCCAUGCCCAAAGGAACCAAAUAAAGAGAUGAUAAACGAUGGCGCUUCCUGGACAAUCAUUAGUACGGAUAAGGCAGAGUACACGUUUUACGAGGGGAUGGGCCCCGUGCUUGCCCCGGUCACACCUGUGCCUGUCGUAGAAAGUCUUCAGUUGAAUGGCGGUGGGGACGUUGCAAUGCUUGAACUAACGGGACAGAAUUUCACUCCAAAUUUACGAGUGUGGUUUGGUGAUGUAGAAGCUGAAACCAUGUACAGAUGUGGAGAGAGCAUGCUCUGCGUGGUCCCCGACAUUUCUGCAUUCCGAGAAGGUUGGAGAUGGGUCCGGCAGCCAGUCCAAGUUCCAGUAACUUUGGUUCGAAAUGAUGGAAUCAUUUAUUCAACCAGCCUUACCUUUACCUACACCCCAGAACCAGGGCCACGGCCCCACUGUAGUGCUGCAGGGGCCAUCCUUCGAGCCAACUCCAGCAGUGCCCCCGCCAACGAAUCAAACACAAAUAGCGAGGGAAGUUACUCAAACGUCAGCACAAAUGCCACCAAUGUCACAUCGUCGACAGCAACAGUGGUGUCCUAA
Elephantulus edwardii (Cape elephant shrew) is the source of this 1398-nucleotide messenger RNA. Its product is annotated as recombining binding protein suppressor of hairless-like. Gene Ontology annotation, biological process: regulation of transcription by RNA polymerase II; Notch signaling pathway. Gene Ontology annotation, molecular function: RNA polymerase II cis-regulatory region sequence-specific DNA binding; DNA-binding transcription activator activity, RNA polymerase II-specific. Gene Ontology annotation, cellular component: MAML1-RBP-Jkappa- ICN1 complex; nucleus. Lineage: Eukaryota; Metazoa; Chordata; Mammalia; Macroscelidea; Macroscelididae. The record is from RefSeq and is a predicted model, not a curated record.